GCAUGAAUUUUCCCCUGUAGACAAUAUUUAAUGGCCACCUUCAGCUCCGUCUCUGUCGAAGCACUCAUUGUGCAAAAUAUUAACUGAUGAUCAGGAGGGGCUAUUAAUGGCUUCAGCAAUUAUGGAGAUAUCCCAAGAGAUAGCUGUGGAGUUAGUUUCUUCUACUCUUCUAAUUAUAUUAUUUCUUAAUUUCUCAUCUUUUUUUUAUAAUUUAAAGAAAUAGAACUGUAUUGAAACAAUCUGAUCUCAUGUUAUUGUUAUUUCAAUCUGAUCCUAUUUCAGAAGCCAAUAUUAUAUUGGAUAUAUUUCACUUUAUCACCCGCAAGUUUUUCGAAAUUCUGACUUUACUACACAAAGCUUUUAUCUUUUCACUUUCAUUCCCAUCGUUUACUUUUACCAUCAGUUCAUGUUCUCUGUUAACCCAUAAAAUAUAAGUAAAUAAAUAAAUAAACUUACAAAUAUAAAAAACCAUUAUCUAGCUGCCUCCACCUUCUUCUCCUCCGUGCACACCACCAUCUCCUCACCGUCUCUCUCUCUUCGGAUGAACCCAUUCGCAACCCCAUCUCCAGAUACAACCCCAAACAACCAAACCGCACAGCGAGGAAAGCUCAACCCAACCACCAUUCCCACCACCCCCAGCGAACCAAAUCACCCCUGCCUUGCGCUUUCUCCCUCACUGCGCACACCACCCCAUCCCCCAAAAUUCUCAGCACACACAACCUCUUAUUUUCCUCCCCAAAUUCAACAAUUUUUUUCCCAAAUCCAAGACUAAUUCAACGAUUUUUUCUCCAAUCCAACCACCAACGAAUUCACCCUACGAGGACAUUAGAGUACUACUUGAUCUUCACAAACCCAAUCAUCAGCUUCAGUGUCUGAUCUGAAAAAACACACGCCCUUUGAAAUUAGAACAAUACCCAGAUAUGUAAAAACACACACCCUUCCCCGACCCGCUCCCUCCCUCUCUCUCUCACCUUCUGUUUUCCUCUCUACCCAGACCACCCCACAAGCCCAACGCCACCAUACAACUACCCCUAUCCCCACUCGAGAUCCACCCCCAGCCCCAGCCUCACCCGAGACCAUCCCCCAACCCCUGCCCAAAUCCCAGCCCCUCCUCUAUCUCUAUUCCCUGUCGUUAGUUGCAGAGAGAGAGGAGAGAGUUUUCAAAAUUUUGUUUUUUUAUUUUAUGGUUUUUUAUUUUUUUAAUUGUUAAUUGAUUCUUUUAUUUUUUUUAUUUUUUUUAUCAGUUGAUGUGGCACAAUAUGUCUAUUUUUAAUGUGCCAUUCAUUGUCAUGUCAUCAUUUAACAAAUAACUUAACAAUUUGAUUAAUAGAGAUAUGAAAGUGAUAGAAAAAUUAAAUUUUCGGUACGAAGUUGAUACGAAAAAAACUUCAUAUAGCGAAGCUAUAAUUUUGAGAAACUUACAAGUACUAAAGUGAAAUUUACCCUAUUAUAUAUGAUCUGAUUGUCUUCUUAUUCAAUGCCUCUCUUGAAGUUUCUUCUUUCUUUUUUGGUUGGAUAAAAAAAAGGGCCCAUAAUAGAGGCCCAAUUUCUCUUGCCUACGUAAAGGCUCUCUCACACUAGACAAGGCAGAUACCAGUUCUUUACUUUGUACUAAUUACUGCAUUAAUCUUGUUGAUCCAAGAUGCAUAUACACGUGUUAUAAUAUGAAUAGACGAUAUCGUUUGUUUUCCCUAAUCCAAUUUUGUGCAUCAACAUUUGUUUGUUAUAUCUUUUUCAGCAUUGUAGAACGUAUACCAAGAGAAUCGUCACUACGAAGUUGGGCAAUUGAGGAAUCUGCCACUAUAAAUGAAGGUCAUAGAUCAAGUAGAGAAUGGCCAAAAAUAAUAAAGAGUAUUUUUUAUCGAGGUCGGUCAUUUCUUCCAAAGUGGAAGAGGGCAUUUUUAGCAUCAUGUGUAUUUGGGGUCUUAAUAGAUCCGUUAUUCUUUUAUAUUCCUAUUGUCAACAAGGAUAAGAAGUGCAUCGGGUUAGAUAAAAGUUUGAAGGGAGCCGUUAUUUCACUACGAUCGACAAUGGAUCUAUUUUAUUUAGUGAACAUUGUUAUUCAAAUUUAUAUCGAACCUAAAGUUCCAACAAUUAGGGUCAUGGGGAGAUCAUAUCUUCAUACCAUAGUUUUGACAAAAGGAACCAUAUUAGUUGAAGAUGCUUUGGCAAUGGCUAACAGGAUUUGGAGGAUCUCAUCACAUAUCUUAAUUGACAUUUUAGCUGUUCUUCCCAUUCCACAGGCAGUGAUCCUUAUCUUCAUGGACUCUAGUUCUUUGAAUACGAGGAAGUUUUUGGCUUUUCUUGCUCUGUUACAAUAUGUACCACGAGUUCUUCGUAUCUACUUAUUGUGUACAAAAUUCAACAAGACUCCUACCAGAGAGACUGAAAUAUGGAUUUUAUUUAAAGGCGCAUUCAGUUUCUUUUUGUACAUCCUUGCUAGUCAUGUAUUUGGAGCUUUCUGGUACUUUUUAGCUAUCCAGCGGGAGGCGGCUUGCUGGCAAAAUGCUUGUCGAAACAACAAUGGAUGUGAACCAACUACCUUCUACUGCAAUGGUCGUACAAUCAAAGACAUCACAUUUCUGGACGACUUAUGCUCUAUAAAUCCACACAAUACUAAUGCAACACCCUUCUGUUUUGGUAUGUUUGUUGAGGCUGUCCAGUCUGGUGUGUUGGAGUCAACAAAUUUACCGAAAAAAUUCUUUCAUUGUUUCUGGUGGGGCUUGCGAAAUCUAAGUUCUCUUGGGCAAAACCUCGAGACGAGUAACUAUACAUGGGAAAAUAUCUUUGCCAUUUUUAUUUCUCUAAGUGGCUUGCUCCUGGUUCUACUAUACCUCACUACAAAUUUGAAGAUAUGUAUGGAGUUGGUAACUAGAACAUCAGCGAAGAUGAGAAUUAUACGGCAGCUGAAAAUGAAAGAUCUAGAGGUACAAUUCUGGUUAUCUGAAAAUGACAUCCCUAAGAAUAUGAAGGCGACCAUCAUGCAAAAGGUGCACAAACAACUUGAACAAAACAAAGAUGUUCGUGUGGAGAAUAUCCUCUAUAUUCUUCCCUUGGAACAAAAGAGAUUUAUCAAGCGACAUCUCUGCUGGCCUACAAUGAAGAAAGUGCCAAUGCUUCGAGUUAUGGACGAUCACGUGUUGAAAGAAAUCUUUGACAAUCUCAAGCCAGUGAGCUAUACAGAAGACAAAUGUAUAAUUGGAGAGGGUGAACCACUUGUUAAAAUGCUCUUCAUCACUCGAGGCAUUUUGUUGACCUACACAACUAACAAUGGUGCUAGAAGAAGUAGUGGAGGUUCUUCAACCACCAAGUGUCUUGCCAAAGGUGAUUUCUAUGGAGAAGAACUUCUAACCUGGGCAUCAACAUUCUCCCCGCUUUCAGACUUACCCAUCUCCACAACAUUUGUCAAGUCCCUCACAAAAGUUGAAGCAUUUGCGCUCAUGGCCAAUGACUUGAAGACUAUAGCGUCUAAAUUCUGGAGGCAUUUUAGAACGGAUGCUCGGAUGCAGGUACAUCUCUCUGCAAAUCUUAUACAAACCAAUUGGCGCCGCCGCUAUACAAGGAGGGGCCGGUGGUAUAGCUUGAAAGAGCUGGAGAUUGCGACGCGUGGAUUUUCUCCAGAGAACGUGAUUGGAGGAGGAUACGACGUCGUUUUCAGAGGAAUUUUGCAGGACGGCCAUGUCGUGGCGGUCAAGAACCUUCUCAACGACGGGGGUCAGGCAGAGAUACUGUUUAAGGCGGAAGUGGAAGCCAUUGGUAAAGUAAAGCAUAAGAACUUGGUGGGUCUAAUUGGCUAUUGUGCUGAAGGCCCUCAAAGGAUGCUUGUACAUGAAUACAUUGACAAUGGCAAUUUGGAGCAAUGGUUGCAUGGUGAUGUUGGGCCUGUCAGCCCUCUGACCUGGGAUAUUCGAAUGAAAAUAGCUGUCGGGACAGCAAAAGGGCUGGACUACUUGCACGAAUGGUUAGAACCCAGGGUGGUGCAUCGUGAUAUAAAACCCAGCAACAUUCUUCUGGAUAGAAAAUGGAACCCGAAAGUAUCAGGUUUUGGCGUGGCCAAGCUCUUAGCACCUGAGUCAAGCUAUGUGACUACAUCUGUAGUGGGGACAAUGGGAUAUAUAUGUCCAGAGUAUGUCAGGACAGGUAUGCUUAACGAGUGGAGUGAUGUAUAUAGCUUUGGAAUUCUACUCAUGGAGAUAAUUACAGGAAGAAGACCAAGUGACCCUUCCAGACCAGAUGAAGAGAUAUUCCUGGUUGAUUGGUUUAAAGAAAUGAUCCAAAGUCGCCGUGGGGAGGAGGUUGUAGAUCCUCUGAUAGAAGUUCGGCCCUCUCCAAGAGCUAUGAAGCGAGCAUUGCUGGUUUGUCUCCGCUGUACAGAUUCAGAUGUCAACAAGCGACCAAAAAUGGGGCAAAUUGUUCAUAUGCUUGAGGCAGAUGACUUCCCUGAUUGUUCUGAAAGUCCUUUCUUAUCAUGUAUGUUCCUGUCCCACUUAGAAUUUUCUUGGUCUGGUCGAUCACCAGUAUUAUGACUUUGCAUAAAUUUUGAGUCGUAUAUUAAAGAGUUGCCCUCUCCACAAAUUUCUGCCUUUGCAUGGUUUGAUCUCAAAACCUGUCUCCUAUUAAGGUGGAGAGGCAGCACUUGGUCUGAUGAUGGGACUGGUAGGAUAUAAAUUAUGUAGAGAGACUGGUGUUUUGUAGAUGCAUUGCAGAUGUGUUAUUUCUUCAACAUCAAGAUCACAUUAACAUGUUCUUCAUUUUCAGCUUCCUCAUUUUUCUGUUCUAUAAGCUGCAGGAAACCUGAUCAACCCGAUAGAAAGAUCAUUUCCCUUCCCAUGCAGCUGCAUCUGAUAAUGUUCAAUAUCCAAUCCAAGCAUGCCAUGGAUAGAAAUGAAGGGAGAUAUGGAAGUGGAGAUUAUUAUGUUUUGGCACAGGAGGCAGUUCCUGAGGCCAUUUGACUUCUUAUCAUGAUUCUCCAUUAGUAUAUAGAAAAGAUAUUACAAGCCUUGAAUGUGCAUAUAAUUUUUUAUAUAAUUUUUUCCAUGAUCUUAUAGAUUUUGUUGAUAUAUUUGGAUUCAUACUUAGGAGCUUGUAAAUAUGUACUUAUAUCUUUUGAUAUGUAAGGUGAGGUCUGCUAAGAAUA
This is a messenger RNA of Prunus persica (peach), 5137 nucleotides long. Its product is annotated as cyclic nucleotide-gated ion channel 1. Gene Ontology annotation, biological process: monoatomic ion transport; transmembrane transport; protein phosphorylation. Bases 1665 to 4526 code for a protein of 953 amino acids. The record is from RefSeq and is a predicted model, not a curated record. NCBI's taxonomy places the organism in Eukaryota, Viridiplantae, Streptophyta, Magnoliopsida, Rosales, Rosaceae. Gene Ontology annotation, molecular function: protein kinase activity; monoatomic ion channel activity; ATP binding. The transcript is spliced from 13 exons. Gene Ontology annotation, cellular component: membrane.